UUCACGCUUCUUUCAUUUUAGUAAAUAGGAUUGAACUCAAGUUAUGUUUACACAGUUUUAAAUCCUCAGCCCAAACUUCAACCUCACCUUCUCCUCCCUCUUCGCGGUUUUCUUAUCAUCCUUCCUCCCAGAGUUGCUCCCCUUGGCCUCUGGUUUCUUCCCCCCAGCAGUGGUCGGUUUCCUCACCCCCGAGCGCGUCUGCUGUUUGCCCCUCGAGCUAGAGCUGACUUUGGCCGUCUGUUUCUGCUCGUUUGGGGUCAGUGGUGGCCACACGUCGGGGUCGCGCACCACCGGAGCACUCCAGGACGACCCAAUACUCUGCGACCACAGUGCGGGGUCCCUCGUGGGCUCCUCGAACUGCAGACACGACGUCCCCAGCAUUCUCUCCGUUCUCACGUCGACUUUGAACAACUGCAACAUGUGAAUCGCAGACUUGACUUUCUCGAACUCCUGGACAAUCUGGUGCUGCACCAACUGCCACUUGGAUUUUCUCGUUGUGUCCACUAUCGUCGCUAAUAAUCGGUGAAUCUGCUGCACAACUCCUUGAUAGUAAACACCUGACGUGUCGUAGUUGCCAGUCAGCGCCAGAUCUCUAGCCAAUUUCGUGUUCUCACAGAUUUCGUUUAUUGACACUGCCAUUGUUUACUCAAUAAUGCACUUGUUCUGUGGGAAAUUCAGGGAGUUGAGCUAUUGUUUGACGAGAAGGAACACCGAAACUGCAGGAAGAAGCCGAGAAAUUUGGAUUUGGGGGGUUUAAUUGAGGUUUUGACUUUUUUCUGGGAGUCAGCAAUACCUGGAUGUUGUUAUUAUUAUGGUGUCACGAAAACUGUCAAGUUCGUUACCAUUUUCGUCGCUGCGCGAGUGUGUGGGACUGACUGAGAGGGGAGGGAGGAGUGAAAGAUGGAUGUGGUGAUGAGUUCAGAUGAAUAUUUCGAGAGUUAUGAGGAGCUCGAUGUUCACAGACUCAUGCUGAGUGAUAAUCCGAGAAUGACAGCGUAUAAGAAUGCCAUUGUGAAUAAUAAACAUUUGUUUGAGGGGAAAGUUGUGAUGGACGUUGGUGCCGGCACCGGAAUUUUGUCAAUUUUCUGCGCACAGAUUGGGGCGAGGACUGUCUACGCCGUUGAGGCGAGUAGACUGUCAUCGGUGAUAAAAGACGUUGCUAUUGAGAAUUGUGUAGAUAAAGUAGUCCAAGUUAUUCCACAAAAACUCGAAGAUAUCCGAGAUGACACAGUCGAUGUCGUUGACAUAAUUGUGUCUGAGUGGAUGGGAUUUUACCUCGUCCACGAGGGAAUGCUCAAUACGAUUAUCACCGCGAGAGACAGAUUUUUGGUGGAGAAUGGACUCAUAUUUCCGUGCAUUGCCAAGUUGUACGCUGCUCCUUGCCAAGUUCCAGAGUUUUUUGAAUUUUGGGACGAUGUCUGUGGAGUUAAAAUGGGAUCAAUCGGGACUCAAUUAAGAAAAUUAAAAUCCACGAAACCCGAGAUAAUGCUCGUGAAACCCGAGAAUUUGUUGUCUGGAGAGAAAUUAUUUGCUUGGCUAGACCUCAGAUCCACGACAUCAGUGGAGUUGUCCACGAUUGGAGGUCAAGAUCUGGUGUUUGCCUCGAAAAAAAAUGGAAAGUUCGAGGGAAUUUGCGUUUGGUUUGACGUGGAGUUUCCAGACACCUCAGAGCUCUCAACGUCUCCGCAGACUGAGCCGACCCACUGGAAGCAAACAGUCAUUCUCCUGCCUCAAGCGCAAGAGGUCGAAGAGUCUGAACCAAUCGCAGUGAAAAUAACUGCCAGAAAGAACGAGGCGAGACCUCGAUGGUACAAUCUCGAAUUGGAAGUUCUGGACCCUGAUGAGACUGAACACGACAUGCCGUGUGAUUGUUACAUGACGAAGUGUAUUGUCUCGAGAGAAUUUCUCAAACUGCAAGAAAAUAAUGAAUGAUGAGCAGUAAAAAUUUGACUCCUCUUUUUCAGUUUUCACAUGUGUCUUUUAUUUUCCCACGUUUUUAACAAAUUAUUUUGAUGAUUCAGAGUAUUUCUUACCACGAAAUAAUACAACUCUGUUAUUCAGUAAUCCCAGAGUCCUAUCGAUUUAAGUAUUUUAGUUUCGCUGUUUUUGCCGAAAGGCACUAAUGUUCAUAAUCAUUCCUCGAGGAGGUGGUGAAUUCUUUUUUUAUUCAACAAUAAAAUUUUCGAAUGCUGGGAAAAUGGAAAGAGAGAUUAUAGAAGUUUUUCCCAAGACGUCAUUGGUUGAUAAAUUCUAGAUGUUUUUUAUUCAUAAUAUUUUUUGAAAUUCU
This is a messenger RNA of Diachasma alloeum, 2287 nucleotides long. It is a transcript of the gene Art8, whose product is annotated as probable protein arginine N-methyltransferase 6.1. The transcript is spliced from 5 exons. The record is from RefSeq and is a predicted model, not a curated record. NCBI's taxonomy places the organism in Eukaryota, Metazoa, Arthropoda, Insecta, Hymenoptera, Braconidae. Gene Ontology annotation, biological process: peptidyl-arginine methylation. Bases 901 to 1932 code for a protein of 343 amino acids. Gene Ontology annotation, cellular component: nucleus. Gene Ontology annotation, molecular function: protein-arginine N-methyltransferase activity.